This is a messenger RNA of Toxoplasma gondii ME49, 6205 nucleotides long. RefSeq lists its product as hypothetical. The record is from RefSeq and is a predicted model, not a curated record. The transcript has a single exon. NCBI's taxonomy places the organism in Eukaryota, Apicomplexa, Conoidasida, Eucoccidiorida, Sarcocystidae. Gene Ontology annotation, molecular function: protein binding. The coding region runs from base 370 to 6066 and encodes 1898 amino acids.
GUCCAGUGUACACGCGUUUCCCUUCAGCGUUAGAAGCCUCUGAAAACAGCACUUUCUCAUCCGUUCUUCCACCUCCAUUUCUUUCCAUCCUUUGUCUUUUUAGUGUGCAAACUCUGCUGAUUUCCCCGAGUGUCGCCGUUGUCUCCGUAUCUCUGUGGCGCGUCUGGCCCGGGGAUGACCCGCUGCGCUUCGCAGACUCACAUCCAGGCUUACACCUUCGAAGCUCAGUGUGUGUCAACUCCAUGUGGAUUUUGGUAAAUGUUUCCUUCUUAAUAACUGGACACACUUGCUCAUGCGCUUCAUUGAAGAGAGCCGUUUCUCGAGGUCCGGCUCCUCUUCCAUUUCCUCUUCACCGCCUCUUUGGCAAACAUGGAGACCAACGGCACUGACGAGACAACCCAGACUCCACCUGAGUCGGCCUCGCCUCUUCCAAAGGCCGCAGGAGAAGAAGAGAAACUACCACGCUCUUCAUCCCCCUCUCUCCCUUCAUCUGUCUCGUCUUCCUCUUUUCCUUCCGCUCUAUUUCCUCCCUCCUCUUUGUCUGUGACUUCGCCUCCUCACGCCCAGCAGACUUCAGUGCCUCACGCAGCUUGUGAGUCGCUAGUGGCCUCACGGAACGAUGGCUUCACAAGAUCCUCCUCCUGUAAUCCCCUUCCCUCAUCUCCCCCCUCUCCCUCCUCUCCCCUCUCUCCGCGGUCGAAGACUUCUGCUUUUCAAGCAAACUGCCAACCGCUGUCCUCUUCGUCUCGGCUCUUUCGUCACCACCCUCGUCGCAUUGCUUCUCCUGCUUGUUCUCUUCAACAACUUCUAGCUGCCCCCCCUCUACCUCCUCUUCGCCUUGACCUUCUUCCUUCUUCCUCUUCUUCCUCUUCUUCCUCAUCUUCCUCUUCCUCUUCUUCCUCUUCUUCCUCUUCUUCUUCGCUUCCGCGAACGCUUGUUCUGGCUUCUUCUCCCUUGCUGUGCGACCCAGCUUGCCAGCGCUCUCUGUGGAGAAAUCGCUUCGACGUCGCUGCCUUUCCGCGACUUCAGGGUGGCUUCCCAGACUGCGCCAGACUGGACAGACGCGCCGCCAUUUCGACGGAUGUGAAGCCUCUCGGCGGCACCUCUCGCAGUCACAGGGGAGACCGAAACUCUCCCGCUGAUCCUUGUCAACAGCGGAGACCAUCUCACGCCUCGACAAAGCACAUGCCUUCCUCGCCGCCACCUUCUUCUGCUCCUUCGGCAUCUCUCUCUUCUUCCUCUUCUUCUUCGCACGAACCUGCUCCUUCUCGUUCGAGCUCGCCCGCUGCUCCACGCAAUGAAAAGCGAGAGAAGCCUGGGAUGUCUCCUGAACAGGAGCCGCCUGCAAGGAAGAGGGCGAGGAAGGCGAACGACCGGAGACAUGUGGGGUCCGCCGCAGAAGCUACGACGCAGAACGGUGGCCCGGCGUCUGCGCUAGACAGCAGCGAAGAGCAGACAGAGUCUCCGCAUGCAACCGGCGCCCACAAGCGACUCUGCUCGGAACGAACAGGGGAAAAAAUCGGCCUAACGGCCUCGAGGAAGACCCGCCUUUUGGAGGACUGCCUCGUGGACUGGUUGGAGCUGCAAGGCGGCCAGCCUCAAGGCCUCGAACUCCUCGACACUUGGGCUGCAGCAGCGGCUUCAUCGGCGGCGCCAGUUCGCAUUCUCCUUCCUCCCCCUUAUCAGGUUUCUGACAGGCGACCUCAAUAUUCGGUUCCCUCCCUCGCGUCACAUUUGUCUUCGCAGCGACGCCUCUCUUUCUCUCCUCCAGUCCAAGCUGAUCAGGCCAUGUGUCUUCCCGACGGCAACUCCUGCGGCUCCCCCGCAUCCACUCUGCAUCCCCGUCCUCACGCGUCCAGUUCUCCCGCUGCCUGUACCCAAACUUCCACGGUAAUGCCUCAGUCUCACGGGCCUUCCUCUUCUUCGUUCUCUUCCUCUCCUUCUUCUGCUUCUGCUUGUUCUUCCCCUGUUUCGUCAUCCUCGUCUUCCUCGUCUUCCUCGUCUUCGUCUUCUUCAUCUUCUUCAUCUUCUUCAUCUUCUUCUGUCAUGUCUGACUCGUCCUCUUCGCUUGCUGGGUCUGGCUUUCUCCCUGCAUGCAGAACGUCGGAGACGGACGCGGAGACGCUGCUGUCUCUGCUUCGGCGGCAGGUUCACCAGCGGAGUGUCACGGCGCCUUCUGCGGUGUUGAAGCAACAGCUUCAAGAAGAAGAAGCUGACCUUUGUCUGUCGCCGCCUCUGCCCCUGCUCCAUCGACAGCUGUUUCGGUCUCUGGAUCCGAACAUAAGCUCAUUUGCGUCCAGAGGGAUCCCUGUCAUGUCUUCAGGAGCAGGAGGCCCUUCGAGUGCGACAUCCGGAAUUCCGCCGCUGUUCUUCGACGCUCGCUUGAAACGCAAACUGCUGCGGUGUACGCGCAGGAGUUUCCUCGCUCCUGGAGCCUGUCGUCUGUCUACGAGCAGCGCAGACAACAAGUGGAAGAUCUACAGAAACUUCCUCUUCAUCAAGAGUCGCUUGUCCGGCAUCGCCACAGGGGAAGUCCCCCUCGACCCCGACGGUGUCGCCGCCGAGCGAGGCGUCUCUUCUGUCUCUGCGGGCGUCGACUCGUCCCACACGAACAAGCGCAUGGGCGCCGUUCAGGAUGUCCCCAGCGUUUGUCAAGCUCCAAGCAGAAGCGAGAAAAACGGAGAGGUGCAGAACCAUGCCCCGGCGACUGCGGCGCCCUCGGCCUCUGCCGCCGACUCUGGGGCCGCCUCGACUCUCCCUCUGCUCCAGUCGGCAGCGAAGCGCGUUCGGCUCUCCCAGAAGUACAGACAGGCCUCUGUGCGCCUCAGUGGGGACGGACGCUCGGCGUCCAUUGGGUGGGGGUGCGGCACUGUGUUGGCGACUCACGGAUGCGGAGGAGGCAGUUUCUUCUUCGAAGUGAAGAUCGACCGACUUGGACUUGUGCCCACGAACUCGAGGAAACGCGACAGACCUGACAACGCAGCCUCCUGCUGGAAGCUCCGGAAAGCCGCGCCUCAGGAGCGAGUCCGCCCCUCGAAAGUUGACCCUUCGACAGGAGACACCGCCGACGAAGCGAAGGAAUCGAAGCACGAGGGGAAAAGGAAGAACAAGGGAGAGAAGAACAAGGAAGAGAAGAGCAAGGAAGAGAAGAACAAGGAAGAGAAGAACAAGGAAGAGAAGAGCAAGGGCGAGAAGAACGCGAGGGAUCAGAGCGAGGGGGGGGCAGGGGUGUCGGAUGGAGAGGCCGAGCGAAUGUCACGGGAGACGCAGGAGGUUCUGGAGAAGGAUCUGGCCUUUCACAGAGAAAAAGAGAGGGUGAGAAGAAGAAAAGCUCGCAGCGAAAUCCGCGUGGGAUGGACGACUCGGCAGCAGCCGCCGAGCUGUCCCCUGGGGUCGACGGUACACAGCGUCGGCUUCCGCAUUCUUGGAGAAGAAGGGGAGUCGGGGCUCCACGGCGGGGUCAUGUGGGGUGGCGGGGAGGUAGUCUACGGCGCGCGAGCGAAAGAAGGAGAUGUGAUUGGCUGCUUUAUUCACCUGGAGGGGCGGCGGGCCGCUCUCUGUGGAGGUGAGAGAGAGAGGGAGAAGGGAAGAGAAGGAGCAUGCGCGAGUCCGAGUGAGAGACGCGGCGGCGGCGGCGACGGCGACGACGUCUACGCAGUUCGGACGCUCGCCGACAUGGACAGUCUCAGCCAAGGCUUCUUUCGAUACGCGAAGGCGCCGCAGCCACCCAAUACGUCUGCGGCCUUCUCUGCCGACGCCGCCGACAUCUGGAGCUCAGGAUCGUUUGUUCAGUUCUUUGUGAACGGGAAACCCCAGGGCGUCUGCGUCUUCAACGGAGGCAGUGACUACCUGCUGCGACACGGCGAGUACUUCCCCGCGAUCUCCCUCCUCAACUGGGGUGUAUGUACAGCCAACUUCGGCCCCUCCUUCCUGUUCCCGCCCCAGAAGGUCCAGCGUCCUUUCCUGCCUGCGUGCCUCCUGCCAGUCCCGCGCCUGCCGCCGCUGACAGUCGACGUCUUCCCCUUCCUCGUCUGCGAGGACGCGCUCUUCCUCGACCGACAUGCGAAGCUCCUGCGCCCCAAGACCCUCGCGGACCUCUUCGAAGCCACCCUGGGGUGUCCGAAUGUCCGGCGAGGCGCAGACAGAGCAGAGAGGACCAAGAAGCUCUGCGAGGGAGUGGAGGAGACGCAGGGAGAAGAAGAGACAGAGGGGAGUGAGGCCCGGCUCAGCCGCGUCGUGCGCCGCCUUGCUGUCCCCGCCAAGCAUCUUGCUCAACUGCAUGCGGGCUGGAAGAGAAAUCGUGAAGCAGAACGCCUCCUCGAGAGUCUCGGCCGCCACGCCACACUCCACCUUCUGCACUCCUGCGCACUCUUUCUUCUGCAUGCGCACCGCCUGAGUUGUGAAGACCGAAGACGCGAGGCAGAACGCGAAUGCGAGAAACAGCGACGAAACAGCCAGGAAGGCAAGAAGAAGGACCUGCAUGAGGAGGGCGAGAAGACGAAGAGGGAGGAGACAGCGAGCGGGGCGAGGAGACAGAGCGUAGAAGGAGAGUCGGGGACGGGUGGCAGGGAAGCCGAAGAGAAAACACCACAGAAAGAAAAAGUAGAAACAUGCGGAGAGGCCAAGCGCGAGCUCGAACGGGGAGAAGAAAGAAGAGACAAUGACGUUGCCGCCUUGUCCUCUUCUUCACCACAGCGAGAGGGAUCGCGACCGAUUCAAGCGGAGGAACACCGUGUGAGGAACCCUCGAAAACGAAGGCGGAGAAGCCGUCUCUGGUCUCGCUGGAGAUUUGGAGGCGUCGAAAGCGGCGGAGACUCUUCCCAAGACUCCGAAUUCGAUACCUUCAGUUCUGAAGCGUCCAGCGUCUUCUCAGACGACUCCGCGGAUGACCUCGAAGACGAUGCACGGCUUCGCAAUCCCCACACAAGUGGCGCCUCGUCUUCUUCGGGGGCUCUCCAGCAAUCUUCGUCCCUGGCCUCGCCUGCCUCUCGCUGCAGCUUAUGCGAGCUUGCGGCGUCGCCAACGACCCCACAGAUCUCGUUGGACGACCCCGGCGGGGCCUUGCCUUCGUUCUUCCUUCCGCGCGCCUCUUCACUGUCUCCGCUGCUCCUCGCCUUCCUGGAACGCGAAGAAAGCGGCUGGAGUCCAGUCGACGCCGCGCGACUUCUCGCCUCUGAGAAGGUCCACCAGCUGCGUUUGAAGCGGCGCGCAGCUGUGGGGUCAGGUGUCUCCGCGGAGACACCGGCCGCGUCUUCCCCGCAGGCUCCACCGCCCGCCGUAGACAAGGCAGAGAAGCGCGGCGGGCCGAUGAAGAGGGGGCGAGGGCUGCGAGGCGAGAAGGGAGGCGCGCAAGGCGCAGGGGCGUUGCGGAAGCUGGAAGAGCAAAAGGCAGACCUCGCGCUGCGCCGCUUCUGGGGAGGCCGCGUGUAUGCGGCUGAUGAGAGAGAAACGAUUCAGGUGGGGAAUGUUCCUCUGGAAGUCCCCGCGUUCUGGAUCACAGGUGAAGCCCAAGAGGAGUUCACAAGCGGCGAUGGCGGAGAGACAAAUCCCGGUCAAAGAGAGAAACUCGAGGGCCUCGAGAACCCGCAGGCUGCGACCCGAGAUGGACGAUCGCCUGUAAGUGCUGGCCACGCUCCCGGCUACGGUCGAGACAGAAAAAACGACGGCUCUGCGGUGUCUGUACCCCGGAAGCGGCCAGCGGCCAAAGCGCAGCGGCCGCUCGCGGGGUCGGCGUCCGGCUCCGAGCUGGACUGUCUUGGCUUUUUGCAAAGUUUUCUGGAGAGACAGCCGGAGCGCGGCGUCUGUGCGUGGCGAGAAGAAGACGAGGAAGCGCGGGCUCUUCGACAGGCAGAUUGCAUCAUGCGGAAACUGGGACUGAGAGCCGUCGACAUCCUCGAAGGCAUCGGCGCGAAAACUCAGGUGUACGUACACCAGUCCGGUCUCUGCCAGGCGCUGGUCAAGUGGAGGCAAAUGGGAGCGAAGGCCCAGGGUUUUGACCCCGACGAAGUGAAGGAACUCGCCUCGCGCUUCUGGCUUCAGCAGCAUGCCUGCCACUUGCCUCUGUAGGAACAUCGCGCAAGGAUGAGUUGUGUUUGUGCGUUUCAGUCGACACCGGGUCGUCCAUGCUCGACGCUACGGAGGUGACUGUGUAGACGAACAGAGACGCUGUGCCUCGGAAAAUUCGCUUCUGGCAUGUACACAAACC